AUGGAGCAGUGGGAGUCAGAACUGCGACGCCGACAGCAGCAGCUGGAGAUGAAGGAAGCCGAGCUGCAGGCUGAGAGUGCCAACACGGAACGCCAGAGAAACAGCUUGCGAUACAACGCGGAGAACAUGAAAAGCUUUGCGGACCGCAUCCGGUACGCCAUGCACAGCAAUGAUCAACACGAGGUGAAGAUCAAGCACAAACAAGUGGGUUUGUUCCGCCAAGAGCGCGAAAUCAAAGAAUUUGAGGAGAAGGUGAAAGCCAAGGACAGGGAUUUCCAAUCACACGCCCGUGUCAAACAAGACGAGCAUCAAGAAAUCCAAAGGCAGCUGAACGACUUGCACCAAAAGGACAAGGACUGUGAGGCCAAAGUGAACGCGGUGAAGGCUGCAAUGGAACGGCUUCGACUCGCAGAACAGGAGGUGGAGCAUCGAAGCAAAGCAUUCGAAGAGGAGAAGAGGAAUCUGGAGAACAAGAAUGCGAUUUACAAGACGGAGAUCCGACGUUUGAACCAUAAACUGGAGCAAGCGCAACAAAAACCUGAAAUCAUACCAGUUGGUCAUGAUGGAGCAGGCAAUUUCAAGCCUUCGCAGCCACCAGACCGUCCUCCAAACAUUUCGAACUUGCCAAAGCAAAAUCUGCCCCCAGUUCCCUUCUUGCCGCCCCCAGCCGCACCCGGCAUGCACCGCCCUUCAGCACCACCGCCUGCUGGGCGAGGGCAGAUUUUAGAUGCGACCUGGGGAGCUCCGCAGCGGCCUGCCACGCCCGCGCCGUUGUGAGCGCCACUUCGCGUGUUCGAGCUGCGAGACGGUGGCAACAACAAAGGCUGAGUUGUGGCUACCUGAGAGACCAUCCAACUAGCUCCCUUAAAGGCUGUUGGGAGCUGC
Cladocopium goreaui is the source of this 885-nucleotide messenger RNA. Lineage: Eukaryota; Dinophyceae; Suessiales; Symbiodiniaceae. The record is from the annotation of a GenBank genome assembly.